Ambispora leptoticha is the source of this 822-nucleotide messenger RNA. The record is from the annotation of a GenBank genome assembly. Lineage: Eukaryota; Fungi; Glomeromycota; Glomeromycetes; Archaeosporales; Ambisporaceae.
AUGGCCAAGAUUCAAGAGGAAGAGUUGGCAGUCGCUUUUAUUGAAUGGGUAAAUACUUUCGACAAUAUCUCGAGAACGGUCACCAAUUACACAGACCUUGUAGAUGGCAGAGUCUUAAUAGAAAUCGCUUGUGAUGUUGAUUCUCGAUGGUUUAGAUCUCUUCGUGGGGAUAUUCUCGAAGAUAUCGAUAAUUGGGUUAUCAGAUCAAACAAACUUAAAAGAUUAUAUACUCUCAUCCAACGAUAUUAUAAAGAGGUCAUCGGAUAUGACACCAAAAACCUCGACGAUCCCAAUUUACACGCGAUUGCUAACGAAUCAGAUAUUAAAGAACUUAUUAAAUUAUGCGUAAUAGUUUUGGCAUUGACCGUGCAGAGUUUAAAGGAUGUCAUCUAUAUUAAAAGAAUCCAAUCUUUAUCCGACAAUUCACAAAAAGGAUUGAUGGGGGCUAUUGAACGAGUGAUGAAAAAGUUAGAACAUGGAAUACAGGAGUCUCAGCAACCAUUUAAUGUUAAAGAAGAAUUGCCGCAGAUAAAUGUGGAACUUGCCCAAGCUAUCAGUGAAAAAGAAAUUCUAAAAAAAACGCAUCAAGCUUUGAUGGAAGAGCAUCAACAACUACGUCAUCAAUAUGAUGAUUUAAAAGUCAAGAACAAAGUUUUAUAUGCGAAGAACGAAAAUUUGCAGGCGGAGAACGAUGAAUUACAGGACGAGAACGAUGAAUUACAGGACGAGAACGAAGACUUACAGGACGAGAACGAUGAUUUAAAGCAAAAACUAGAUGAUUUGAAAGCCUCCUCGCAACAUAAGACUCAAAGUGGCAGCUAA